Messenger RNA from Cynoglossus semilaevis (tongue sole), 1813 nucleotides. It is a transcript of the gene faim2b, whose product is annotated as Fas apoptotic inhibitory molecule 2b. The coding region runs from base 896 to 1660 and encodes 254 amino acids. Gene Ontology annotation, cellular component: Golgi apparatus; endoplasmic reticulum; membrane. The record is from RefSeq and is a predicted model, not a curated record. Gene Ontology annotation, biological process: negative regulation of apoptotic signaling pathway. Lineage: Eukaryota; Metazoa; Chordata; Actinopteri; Pleuronectiformes; Cynoglossidae. The transcript is spliced from 12 exons.
AGGAGGUUGAGACUUUUAAAAAAUAAAUAAAAAAGAACCUACCACAAGCGAGCAAAGUAGUUUUAUUCUUUGGUGUUCUGCCGCCAUCUAGUGGCCACAGUGAAACGUAAAAACAAAAGAAUGAGCUAUUUCAAUAGGAGUUUUUACACUGUCAUUCAUUCUCUACCGUUUAUUGUUUUCGAGACGGGGUUGGGGGUUUGGAGAGAGCCAAUCCCAGAUACUAAUCGUAGUGACGUAACGUCUUAGGUUCCCUCGUACAUUCUCUCGACUCGUAUAUACCCUGAGCUUUUACGGUCACACCAUAAGUACGGAACUGACGAGGCGUCAGUUCUUCAAAAAGUAAAAUAAAUAUUAUUUUGGAGGUAAAUCUCGAGCGCUCUCUUGCGGGCAUCAACACAACUACAUUAAAAAACUACUGUGAACUUAAUAUAAAAAACAUCACAAGUUAUUAUUGUAUGUCUCUCAUUUGAUAUCUCCUGAGAAAGAAAUAAUUCCACGUAGUCCCUGCAAUGUCACUGUGGGCCACUAGGGUUAUGUAUACCACUGUUGGAUUACAACUAAGUAAACCUGGAAAUCUCUGUCUGUGACGAAACGCUGUAAUGACUUUUUACACCCCCUGUCUUGCAGCAGUAGCAUAUUAAAGCUACCUGGUCACUUCUGGAACAUCCCCAUUCUGACAGGGACGGGGGAGGACGGGGGAGGAUGGCUGGACAGGGAUCAGGGUUAGAGAGAGAUUAAGCAGAUGAAGGCCUAUAAAGCUGCAGUGUAAUCCUCACACUGGUGACACAACCAAAGCAGCAGCAACAACAACAACUAUUCUCUGCACGUCUUGGAUGAAAUAAACACCGCUAGCAAGAAAAACACAGAUAAAGAAGAGGAAAAAAAAGGAAUAAUCAUGAAAAAGGGAAAGCAGGUCAACGAUGACGAGCCUCCGAGUUAUCAAGAUGCAACCGCAGGCUAUGAGGAAAUGCAGGCUCAGUUUUCCUGGGACGACAAGACCAUCAGACGGACCUUCAUCAGGAAGGUCUACGCCAUUCUCAUGGUCCAGCUUCUGGUCACCGUGGCCAUCAUCAGUCUCUUCACAUUUUGUGCCCCUGUCAGGUUUUUUAUUCAGACACAUCCUGGCCUUUACCUGGCUUCUUACCUCAUGUUUUGCUCUACGUACAUUGCUCUGUCCUGCUGUGGAGAACUGAGGAGACAGUUUCCCUGGAACAUCAUUCUUCUAGUUCUGUUUACUUUGAGCAUUUCCAUCAUGAUGGGAUUCAUAUCAAGCUUUUACAACACUAAAUCAGUACUGCUGUGUGUGGGAAUCACAGCCAUGGUCUGUCUCGCUGUCACCAUCUUCAGCUUCCAGAGCAAAGUUGAUGUCACAUCCUGUCAGGGCGUCCUGUUCUCUCUGUGUAUCGUCAUGCUCCUCUGUGCCAUCACCAUCUCCAUCGCCGUGCCCUUUGGAUACAUUCCCUGGUUACACGCUGUCUAUGCCGUGAUAGGAGCCAUUCUGUUUACACUGUUCCUCGCCUUUGACACUCAGAUGCUAAUGGGGAACAAACGCUACGCCAUAAGUCCAGAGGAAUAUAUUUUUGCCACCCUCAGCCUCUACCUGGACAUUAUCUACCUGUUCAGCUUCCUGCUGCAGAUCACUGGACAAGGACGAGAGUGAGGUCAAACAUAAGGAGCACAUUUAUUUCUGAUGACACCGUUAUUUUAACUGAACCUUUGCUACUAAAACACUGUGCACUUUUUUUAGAGGCAGGUUUUUGUCUGUAACCUCCCAUGUAUUACUGCAGUAAUACUGUAGUACUAUCUCCGGCAG